UACGGGCAGCAGGCUGACCAACCGGCGAGCCCGAGCGGGUUUGAGAACGCGCAUGCGCGCCCUACUUCCCGUGCUGGUGUUUCUUGUGACUGCUUGGGCCGACCGACCGAGUACCUGGUUUCCCGGAGCGGCAGCGAAGGCGCGGCGCCUGCGGGUAAAGAGAAGAGUUCUGGAUGUUAAAAUUUUAAAAUAAUGUGAAGAUUAUUAAAGCAAAUAUGAAUAAAGGCUAAUAUUAUGUGUGAUGGAAGUGUGACAGUGGAUCAGUCUGGAGCAGACAAAUGUUAUAUGACAUAACUGUGGAAGAAGACUGCAUUUUUGUUUUCUGUCAAUUGUUUUUUUUUUAAUGACAACCUUUGAAAAUUGUGAGCCUCCCAGUCUGGAUUUACUCUAUGUACAAGUGAUGCAUCUUUAAAGAAGCAAAAUUUACCUUCUAUUUUAAAAAGUAAACACUAUAUUUAUUAAUGAUUUAAGAAGACUGAAACAGGACCAAACCUCCAGUUUGCUCCUCACAAUUCCUCUUGAACGAAAAGGAUUUUCAGCUCAGCAUUCUACCAGCUGUUACUAGGAUUUAGCACUUAAGAGAAAAAUAAAUGCAAGCAACUGCCACUCAGUCCUAGUUCCUGAUGAAAUCAGGAGGCAGAUUUCUAGCCCUGGGAGAAAAGAGCAUUCUGGAGGCAGAAAAACAUAUGUUCUAGACUAACAUAUUUGCUAGUAAUGUAACUCCCCAAACAUCCCUCACAAUGCAUUGUUUUAUCUUAAAAACAAAUUAGAAAGGAAAAACUGCCUUGAAAAUUAAUUGUUCGGUUUCUAAAAAUAAUAUGAAUUAAUAAUACAUCAAAACCAUUGGGAGCUUAUAUCUAGUACACCAUCUUUCUUGGAAUUUUUCUCCAAUACAUCUUGUCUUCUUGCACUAAAAAUUCCAAUCCAGCUGCAGUUUUCAGCCUUAUUGAACUAUUUUUUUCACCUUCAGAAGAUGAUACUCUCCAGAAGCUACAUGGUGACUGCUUUUUCCAGAAUUUAAUUUUACAUUUUUAUUUUUCAAAAAAAAAAAUCUUGGGAUUAGGUUUAUUCUCCUGAUUGGAUCCUGUGCUGUUCAUUUAAGAAUUCUAUCCAGAUUUAUUCUUUUUUGUCAAUGCCAUCUUGAUUUAUAAUUGUGAAUAAGAUCUGGCUCUUAACAGACAACUUGGAGAACUUGGAUAAUAAUUUAAGCUUUCCCCCUGAUUUCUUUGUUUUGUUUUAUGUUUUGAGAAAGCUUCUUUCCCUAAUUUUCUUACCCUUCUUGACUCCUGUUGGGCCUGGGCUAUGCUGCAGGGCAGAUCAUCCAGCAGAGCUCCAACAUGCCAGCAGCAUCUGGAAAGAGAUUCAAACCUAGCAAGUAUGUCCCAGUAUCAGCUGCUGCAAUCUUCUUAGUAGGAGCCACCACUCUCUUCUUCGCUUUUACGUGUCCAGGACUCAGCUUUUACAUCUCCCCAAUCAUACCCAUUUACAAUGCUGUGGUCUUCCUUUUUGUGCUGGCCAACUUCAGUAUGGCCACUUUCAUGGAUCCUGGCAUAUUCCCUAGAGCUGAAGAAGAUGAGGAUAAGGAGGAUGACUUCCGAGCUCCCCUAUACAAAACUGUGGAAAUAAAGGGUAUUCAAGUGCGUAUGAAAUGGUGUGCAACAUGCAGAUUCUACCGGCCCCCACGCUGCUCCCAUUGUAGUGUCUGUGACAACUGUGUGGAGGAAUUUGACCAUCACUGCCCAUGGGUGAACAACUGCAUAGGAAGACGCAAUUACCGCUACUUCUUCCUGUUCCUGCUUUCACUUACAGUGCAUAUCAUGGGCGUGUUUGGUUUUGGUUUACUGUAUGUCUUAUAUCAAGUGGAGGAGCUCUCUGGAAUCCGCAUGGCUGUUACAAUGGCGGUCAUGUGUGUGGCUGGCUUGUUCUUUAUUCCUGUAGCUGGCCUUACGGGAUUCCAUGUGGUACUGGUAGCCAGAGGACGCACUACCAAUGAACAAGUUACAGGCAAGUUCCGAGGUGGGGUAAACCCAUUUACCAAUGGCUGCUGUAAGAAUGUCAGUCGUGUCCUUUGCAGCUCUCCAGCCCCCAGGUAUCUUGGGCGGCCAAAGGGAGAACAGACUUUAAUAGUGAGGCCUCCAUUCUUACGGCCAGAAAUAUCAGAUGGACAGGUUGCUAUGAAGAUAAUGGAUAAUGGUAUCCAGGCUGAACUGAAGAGAACAAAGUCCAAAGGAAGCCUAGAAGUAACAGAGAGCCAGUCUGCUGAUGCUGAACCACCACCGCCACCCAAACCAGACCUCAGCCGCUACACAGGUCUGAGGACACAUUUAACCCUGGCCACCAAUGAGGAUAGCAGUUUGCUAAGUAAGGACAGCCCUCCUACUCCUACUAUGUAUAAGUAUCGACCUGGCUACAGUAGCAGCAGUGCUUCAGCUGCAAUGCCUCACUCCACCAGUGCCAAGCUAAAUCGAGGAGACAGUCUGAAGGAGCCCACAUCUAUUGUUGAAAGCAGCCGAAACCCCAGCUACCGUUCAGAACCAAGUCUGGAACCAGAAAGUUUCCGAUCACCUACUUUUGGCAAGAGUUUCCAUUUUGAUCCUCUAUCCAGUGGUUCCCGCUCCUCCAGCCUCAAGUCAGCUCAAGGCACAGGCUUUGAAAUGGGCCAUCUUCAGUCAAUCCGCUCCGAAGGCACUACUUCCACAUCUUACAAGAGCUUGGUGAACCAGACACGCAAUGGGAGCUUGUCAUACGACAGUCUUCUCACACCAUCUGAUAGCCCUGAUUUUGAGUCAGUGCAGGCAAGUUCAGAGCCAGACCCGCUCAUGGGAUACACGUCUCCUUUUCUUUCAGCCCGUAUUGCUCAGCAGCGGGAGGCUGACUUGCACAGUCGUUUUCCAAGCUCUGGUUCACCCAAACACCAGCAACCUUGUGAUUCUUCACCCGUCCGCUAUGACAAUCUUUCGCGGCAUAUUGUGGCUUCCAUGCAAGAACGGGAGAAGUUGCUGCAGCAGUCAUCUAUGCCGUCACCCCUGGCCAAAGAGGAAGAUAUAGGCCUAGGGGACUCUGGGAUACAGUCCACACCGGGGUCCAGCAAUGCCCCACGAACGAGUUCCUCUUCGGACGAUUCAAAACGUUCACCUUUGGGCAAAAACCCACUCACUCGCCCAGUGGCACCUCGCUUUGGCAAACCAGAACCACCACAUGCACUUAGAGUGCGCGUGCUGGCCUCACCAGACCAGCUUUCAUCCUCCCACAUGGGCAAAUCUAUGUCUUACAGCAGCCAAAAACAGUCGCCUCAGGCUGUCGUCCCAGAGACUGAGGAGGUGGCCUUGCAGCCUUUACUGGCACCAAAAGACGAGGUGCAGAUGAGACCCUCUUACAGCAAGUCUAAUGGACAGCCCAGGACUCUGGGCUCAACCUCACCCACCCCUGGCCAGCCACCUCUCAACAGUCCCACUCGAGGAGGAGUCAAGAAAGUCUCUGGAGUGGGUGGGACCACAUAUGAGAUUUCUGUAUGAGGAGCUGAUCUUCCCGCUAUCUACUCCUCUUUGGCUGAUUUCCAAACAUCCUGUCCCUGGUGAUCAGGAGACAUGGAUUUUGCUGGGCAAAUGGUUGCUCCAUCACAUGCAUGGACUUUUUAAAAAUAAAGAAAUAAAUCCCGGUUUUGGUGGGUGGGGGAGAACAGAGAGGACAAUUACCUUUUAAACUUAAAACUAUUUGAGAGAGUUUCUAAACACUACAAUGGGAUCUCGGCCUUGCUCACCUCCACAGCCUGCACUCUUCCCUCUCAGUCACCAGGAGACUGCCGUUGGUAGCACUUUGCCGAGAGUGAAGGGAAGGACUUGGAAGAAAGUGCAGGCUGUAGCCUGUCUUGCUACCAACAGAACAGUUAAUUGUGGACCUUGUGCAAUCGCUCGCCUAGUGCGGUAGGGGUUGAUCAUUUUUAAUUUUUUUUUUAUUAUUGCUACGGAUUCUAUAUUUUUCCUCUUCUGAUUUACUGGGUGUGUGUAUAUAUAAAUAUCUAUAAAUAUAUAAAUAUAAAAAGAAAAAGAAAUUAUAUCUACCCAUAAGUAAGGGAGGUAAGCCUGGUCAUACUUCAUCAGCUGGGCCUGAGGAAACCCAUGUGUAAACCAUAUUCAGAAGAAUCUGGUGGGGUAUAGCAGAAUAGCCAUUUGGUUUACUUUCAGUGAAAACCACUGCAAAACCACUACCCCUGAUAAGGCUGAAGAAACGCCAGCAUCACGUUUGAUCUGGCCUGGUUAUUUCUGCCUCUGGCCAAGCAUGAGCACGAGGAUUUAUUCCAGGAGGGAGCAUACAAAGGCACCCCUUCUAUUAUCUCUGGGUUUUGGUGUUGAAAAUUUUCCCACAAAUAGAUAUAUAUUUUUCCCUGAAAGUCUUGGAGGGUUUAGGAAAACGGGGGGAGUAUUUGGGUUUACUUUUUCAAUGUCCAGACAGAUCUCUUUCAGAAUGAUUCCCAGAGAGAAAACGCUGUUCUCUGUAAACCAGGAAGCAUGUGAAAUACUCAUUAUGGAUCAUUACAGCCUUGGAUUGAGGUGCUAAAUGGAAUGGAUAGCAGUGGGCCCGAGUCCCUUGUGUGGAGAUAGUAUUUGCAUUAGGUAACUCCUCCAAGUGGUUUCCUGUGUUUUUUUACCUUGCUUUUAUGAAAUGCUCCAUAUGAAUUUCUUGUGAUGUCACAGUUCUUUAUUCCCAAACUGGGCAAGAGAAAGAAGAGAGAAAAAAAAACUAACCAAAAAGCAAUAUUUUUUCAUAGGCCAAAAAUCUCUCAUCACGUGUAAAAGCCCAUGGCAGUAGAAAUCAGCAACCCAAGAAUCCAACGGUCUAAGUCUCUACUGAAUCUUUCUCUAUGGCAAUAUCUAAACUGUGGCCUCUGUUAGGCCACACUUUUAUUUUUAUUAUGACUAGCCAUUUUAAAUUGAGGAAUAAAAGAAUACAAUGAGCCA
Crotalus tigris (Tiger rattlesnake) is the source of this 4958-nucleotide messenger RNA. RefSeq names its product zinc finger DHHC-type palmitoyltransferase 5 (gene ZDHHC5). Gene Ontology annotation, molecular function: palmitoyltransferase activity. The transcript has 12 exons. The record is from RefSeq and is a predicted model, not a curated record. Gene Ontology annotation, biological process: protein palmitoylation. Bases 1338 to 3515 code for a protein of 725 amino acids. Lineage: Eukaryota; Metazoa; Chordata; Lepidosauria; Squamata; Viperidae.